AAAAAUUGCAAUAAAUAUCAAAAUACUAAAAGAGGUUUUUCAUGAUUUAUCAAUCGUUUAUACUAGAUCGUUUAGUAGUUUUAUGCCUUAAAAUACUAAAUUCAGCCAUUGUGAUGGGAUUGUAUUAUGGAUUUCUGACUACAUUCUCCAUAGGGCCAUCUUAUCUCUUCCUUAUUCGAGCCCGGGUUAUGGACAAAGGGACCGAGACGGAAAUAACAGCAACAACCGGGUUUAUUACGGGACAACUUAUGAUGUUCAUAUCGAUCUAUUAUGCUCCUUUGCAUUUGGCUUUGAUUAGACCUCAUACAAUCAUUGUCCUAACUCUACCGUAUCUUUUCUUUAAUUUCGUAUACAAAAAAAACAAACACUAUUAUUCGGCGGAUUCUCACUUUUAUUUGGAUUUGGAUUACGGAUACAAGAAUCCAAAUUCAAUACGUAAAAAGAUAUGA
Molecule: messenger RNA, 449 nt
Organism: Medicago truncatula (barrel medic)
Lineage: Eukaryota; Viridiplantae; Streptophyta; Magnoliopsida; Fabales; Fabaceae
Exons: 1
Coding region: 42-449 (135 amino acids)
Cellular component (GO): membrane
Source: RefSeq, a predicted model, not a curated record